Lasiosphaeria miniovina is the source of this 3060-nucleotide messenger RNA. RefSeq lists its product as uncharacterized. The coding region runs from base 1 to 3060 and encodes 1019 amino acids. NCBI's taxonomy places the organism in Eukaryota, Fungi, Ascomycota, Sordariomycetes, Sordariales, Lasiosphaeriaceae. The transcript has 7 exons. The record is from RefSeq and is a predicted model, not a curated record.
AUGGCAUCCCCGAUGGACAGUUCAACCAUUCCGCAACUCAGCCAGUCAUACCGCGACCGAUUCUUUGAAGACUCACCAGGCCCAUUGCGCUCCGACUUCGAAAGCGAUUCCGACGAUUUCGAAAGCGGUUCUGACGAUUCUGACGAUUCGGACGAUGAUGACGACGAGCCUCUACCAUCUACGCAGAUGACACUAUCGUUAGGAACGCCUGUGCCGAGUAGAGGGUUUGCGCCCAGGGAGCAGACGCUUACCCGUACAAUUCCCAGUACUCAAUUGUCCCAGGCGGGGGACACUAGGCCGGUGACCUCAUUGCUUCCGCGGAAGCGCGCCAUCGCGAAAAGCGCCGCCCAGAAUCCUAGAAUAAGGAAGAGGAAUCGCGGCAUGCCUCCUCCACCAUCACAGGCUGGAUCGCAACGGAGACCGCCAGUGGCCUGGGGUAUUCGGGAGGUCGCCCAAUUGAUGCUCUGGUUCCUCCAUUGUACUCGCGAGGGCUUCUUCCAGGCGGAGAGGGCAGGAUUCAAGAAAGCCUGGCAGUACACGUUAGAACAGGCGCAAGCGAUGUGGCCAGAGAAAGGUCUUACCGACUCUAAGUGUAUCGCGGCCAAAUAUUACGCUGAGAGGAAGAAGUGGCGGGAGUUGAUGGAUCUGAUGACUUCUGGGACCUCUUUUACAGAGGAUGGUCUCCCUGAUGUGUCUGAUGCGGUAUGGGAGCGAUUCUGGGCCGCCCAUCCUGGGGCGACCAGAACUAUCGCCACAAGGCCAAUUGGCGAUCAUGAGGUGUAUGCGGAGGUCUUCGCAACGGAGAGGUCUGUGGGCGGCGCGAUCAUGGAACCUGCGGACAUUCUCAGCGCGCGCGAUCAGGAAGCCCAGGAGGAGAUAAACCAGGCCUCAGAUACAUCUGGUGAUACGCCUGAGGAUGGCGACGAUGAAGGUGGCGAUGGAGAAGCCGUGGAAGGAGAGGAAGAUGGUCGGGGUGAUGGUGAUGCCGGGGAAGAAGGUCGGCCGGCCUUGCCCUCGCUGGCGCCGGCGCCACUCGACAGCCGGAUCAAGCCAAUCGUCCUCAGGAAGCCGUACAAACGCCCUGUGGAGAGACACAAGCAUUGGGAGGACCGUCAUCAUCGUCCUGGAGAUCGAACUUUGCGCUAUACCGAAAUUGUGGGCGGCGGCACGCUGAUCGCGCCCACGGCCAAGGAUGUACAGCACCACCAUCAACUUCUACUCGGCAGUCUGAUACCGCGUUCCGCGGAGGCCCUCGUUAAUCCUCAGCCAACGCAGGAGGGCUUCAAAGACGGCGGCAGCCAGUCGACCCUCGUCGCCGACGCGGACAGACGUUCCCGAGCCUCGGACGCUAAGCCCGCCGCCGCCGACGGCGCCGACGACCAUGGGCAUGCCUCUUCCCAGACGGGGCAUGCCUCUUCCCAGACGCAGCCCGGGUCCAUGUCGGACCUUCUCUGUUGCCAUGAUGACCGCCAGCCGCAGAUGCAGCUGCACUACCUCGACAUCUUAAAGGACGCCAUCAGCUGCAAGUCGUACAGCCGCAUCUAUGGCGGCGUCCUGCAGAUGCGCGCCUCGCUCAAGCCGCCCCAGCUCGACGACGUCGACAGAGAGUUCCUCGCCAGGAAGGGCGUCUUUGACCUGCCGCCUCGCCACCACCUCGACGUCCUCCUCAAGACGUACUUUGAACGUGUCUACCCGUACAGCCCCAUAGUCGACCGCGUCGAUUUCCUUUCAAAGUAUGCAUCCGGCACCUUCUCACUGUUCCUGCUGUACGCCAUGCUGGCCACGGCCAGCGCCGCUUUUGCCACCCGGGCAACGCUGCUCCACGACCUGCAGUUCGAGAGCGAUCUCCUGCCAAUGCUGCAGGGCUCCGUCAUCCUGGGCGCCGUCAUUGUCGAGCGGCCCACGGACAAGGACUUCCACUACUGGCUCUGGAACGCCUCGCGGCUGGCUGCCAAGAUGGACAUCUACCCAAACGCCACGCGGGACCUCGACGGGACGCCGCCUGCACAGUCCAGGCUCUACAGGAGGAUCUGCUGGAUUCUCUACUGCCGAGAAAACUGCCACAUGAUCGCCAACCCGCGCAGCAACCUGCAGCACCCCAACGGGGACCCGAACAUCAAGCCCAUCACGCUGGCCGACUGGGAGACGGAGGAAUCCCCAAAGGAGUUCCAGUCCAUGGUGCAGCCCCUGACAGUCCGCCAAAAGCUUUCCUUUACCGCGCGUUGCGAGCUUGCCAAAUCACUGCUGGACACGAACGCGGACCUCACGGCGGCGGCGGAACCGCGGCAAGGGACAAGGCUCCUCGAUGCAUGGCGCAUGUCGCUAGCGGAGAAGCUCGACUUCCGCGGCGAGUCGCCCGAAGCCGACAUCCACUAUGCUGAGCUGCGCGCGCUGAGCUACCGGUUCGAGGCUACAGCCUGCCGCCAGAUCCGCCGCCGGUGUCUGCAUGCGGAUUUCAAGAACGACGGCCAGGCCGCGUGGGCGCGGCAGCGGCUGCGGUCGGCCAUCUUUGAGCUCGACUCCAUCACCGGCAGGAUGCUCGCCAACGGCACGCUCCACAUGUUUCCCACGACAUGCAUAACCAUCAUGCCCGCCCUACUCGCGCUACAAAUCGAAGCAGCGCUCGACCCGAGCGAGACGGACGUAGUGCGGUCCAUGUCGCGCAUCGCCAUCGGGCAGACGAUGCUAGUGCUGACCCAGCUGCGCGAGGUCCCGGCCAUCAAGCGCGCCAUCCCCGUGUUCGAGGCCGUGCUAAGCAAGAUGAAGCUGUACUCGCCGCCUAAUAAUAAUAAUACCUCUCUCCCACCCGCCGCCGCCGCCGCUCCCGGUGCGGUUUCCGGUGCCUUUGUUCCCGCUAUCACGCCCGCCGAGGGUAAACACCUCGCGGGCGUCCUGACGAAUGCUGUAAUUGCUCCGCAGUCGCCGCCGCCGCCGCCACCACUCCCGCAGCAGAUGGUGCACGGCGGCGUGGCCGGGGGGUUCGGCCUGCCGCCCAUCUUGACGCCGCCCCAGGACGCUGACGUGCCGCCCGCCGUGGGCGACUACCACUCUUCCAGCUGA